Daldinia childiae is the source of this 741-nucleotide messenger RNA. RefSeq lists its product as uncharacterized. Gene Ontology annotation, molecular function: oxidoreductase activity. The transcript is spliced from 4 exons. Bases 1 to 741 code for a protein of 246 amino acids. The record is from RefSeq and is a predicted model, not a curated record. Lineage: Eukaryota; Fungi; Ascomycota; Sordariomycetes; Xylariales; Hypoxylaceae.
AUGACAAAUCACACAGUCCCACAUACCUCUGAAAAUCCCGUCAGCCUGCAGCCUUGGGUGCAUCACGAGGACCAUGGUCCUGUCGCAGACCUUUUGUCCCGGCAGCAAAACGGCAUCUCCCAGCCACCCGAGGGAUUUCCGCCCUCUAUUCAUGAAGCAACGAGGUGGUCUGGAUUAGAUACUAACAAAAUACAGCCACAUACAUUUAUCCUAGAUGGCCCCGAUGUAGCGGCAAUGGAGGGGACUUUAAAGUCGUUCCAUGAACUCGAGCUUGAUGGCGACGAGGUAACACGAGAGUGUUUCCCUCUUCCAAGUCUUCAAGAUAGGCUUGAAAAAUGUGCUUUUGAAGUCCAUCGUGGCCACGGGUUGUGCAUUAUUCGUGGACUAAACCCCGAUAACUAUACUAUUGAGGAUAAUAUUGUCCUCUUUCUCGCGAUUUCAAGCUAUAUUGGAGACGAAAGAGGUCUUCAAAAUGCUAAAGGCGAUAUGUUAUCUCACGUUACCGAGUCAAAGUCAUGGACGGUACCCAAGGAGAAACGACACGGGAUACAUACCAACUAUAGUUUGCCAUUCCAUAACGAUAUGGGAUGCGAAAUCCUGUCUAUCCAAGUCCGAGACCGAGCCGAUGAGGGUGGGCGUACAUGCGUAGCGUCAAUAGCCGCCAUUUAUAAUGAUCUAGUACAGACGAAGCCUUGGGUUAUCCAUGCCCUGGCAAAGCACGACUGGCCAAUUCAAACGUAA